Molecule: messenger RNA, 1044 nt
Organism: Verticillium nonalfalfae
Lineage: Eukaryota; Fungi; Ascomycota; Sordariomycetes; Glomerellales; Plectosphaerellaceae
Exons: 3
Coding region: 1-1044 (347 amino acids)
Molecular function (GO): zinc ion binding; oxidoreductase activity
Source: RefSeq, a predicted model, not a curated record
AUGGCAUCAUCGCAGUCAGCUUCUGUCGUGGUGAGAGACGGGGCGAACUUUGAGUUCCAAGUCCGAGACGUUCCCAUUCCAGAGAUCAAACCCAGCGAGAUCCUGGUGAAGCUCUCAGCGACCGGCGUCUGCGGAACAGAUCUCGGUCUCGCGGCCGGCUACCUGGGUCCCAGCUGCGAUAUUCUGGGCCAUGAAGGUGUCGGCCGCGCCGUCGCCGUGGGCGCCGCCGUCGACCCAGCCAUCGCCAAGGUCGGCGACCGCAUCGGCGUCACCUGGGUCCGCGACGCCUGCGGCCGCUGCUUCUCGUGUCGCGAGCCUGGCGGCGAGACGCGGUGCCUCGAGCAGCUCAACUCGGGACGCAAGAUUGACGGCACCUUCGCCGAGUACUGCGUCGUCCCAGGGCGCUUCGCGCUCGUGUUGCCGGAGGAUCCGGCGCUGCCUGACGAGCUCGUCGCGCCCGUGCUCUGCGGGGGCGUCACGGCGUACAAGGCGCUGAAGAUUUGCGGUGCGACCCCUGGCCAGUGGGUCGUCAUUUCUGGUGCCGCUGGCGGCGUCGGCGCCCUCGGCAUCCAGUACGCCGUGGCCAUGGGCUACCGCGUCGCUGCCAUCGACGUGGGUACCGAGAGGAAAGAUUACUGCCUUGGGCUCGGGGCCGAGAUCUAUCUCGAUGCGCUGUCGAAGGAUGUGGUUCAACAGUUGAAGGAUGCCACGGAUGGCGCUGGAGCCAAAGCCGUCAUCGUGUCGUCUGGGUCGGGCGCGGCGUACCAGGCGGGCCUCGCCAUGCUGGCCAUGUUUGGGACUCUUGUGUGCGUUGGCAUCCCGCCGCCGGGUCAAGGGCUGGACUUGCAUCCUCUAGUUGUCAUCGACAACAGUAUCACGAUCAUCGGCAGUGCUGUGGGGACUCGGACAGAUGUUAUUGAGGCUCUCGAAUUCGUGAAGAGGGGGCGCGUCAAGCCGUUAGUGAACCUCGUCAAGCUUGGGGACCUUGACCAGGUCAUUCGCAAAUUGGCAACGACCACCGGAAAAUAUGUCGUCAAGCUUUGA